UCCUUCCGAAGAACACAAGAAGACUCGCCUCCGGCCUCAGAGCGAGAGAGAUAGAGGGCGGCCAUGGCGGGAGAGGGGAGCAAGAAGGAGAUGGAAUUCGUCCUCACACAGGCCAUGAGGGCCGGCAACAGUGUGAAGGCUCAGCGCGACCGCCUCCUGCAGCUCCAGCGCCGGCUGCAGCGCCUCCAGGCCGGCCCCGCCGCUCAAGACCACGACGCCAGGCUCGGGGUGCUCGCCACGGAUCUCUUCAAGGUCUACUUCAUCGGCCUGGAGUACGGCGCCCGCACGCUCACCACCUGCAUCCGCUUCGCCCGCCAGCAGGGCGUUCUCCUCUCCCGGCCCACCAUGGAUUUCGCCGUCAUGAACGACGAGCAGCUCCACGACGCGCUGCUCGCGCUCGCGCAGCAGUUCCCGCCCCGCCCCACCACCCGGACCCAGGCCAUCGACCGCGCCAUGGCCGCCCUCCUGGCCAUCAAGCUGCUGGAGGAGCACCUCCUGCCGCGCUGCGUCGAGUGCCUCGUCGGCGGCAAGGCCCCCGUCCCCGGCAAGCCCCGCGACCCCUGUCCCGGCUCGGUCGCCGCCGCCACCGAGGGCCUCGCCAAGGUCGACCUCUCCGACGCCACCGACACCGCCAAGACCGGCAGCAAGCCCCGUAACGCAGACGCGGCCAGAGGAGGCGGCGGCGAGGUGGACAAGGCGCUGGACUACAUGUACCGCGCAAGCAGGAUCGUGAGCGUCGCCGUGAAGCACAUCGACGUCGCCGUCGCAGUCCUCUCCCGCUUCCUCGACCCCAAGAAGCUCGCCAGCCUCACCGAGUUGUGCGACGACCACAUCUACAUCUCCGAGGACGGACCCUAUCCAUCAUCCGAUUGACUGUCGAGACCGAGAUUCGAGGCUGUCGACCAAGCGAUCCAAGGAGUAGUUCUUUAAUUCAUCUAUGAUCUCUAGCUAGUGCAUCAUGCAGACUUGUGGUUUCAGUUCAGUUUUGGUCAGACUUGUGGUUCCUGGACGGCCGUGGCAAUCUAUCUCAGCUUCAUCAAUUAGGGGUAAAUCAAUGUAGUAGUAGUAGUGUAAUGCUGAUCGAUUUGGAUCUUAUCUUAUCUGUGGGACGAAUGAUCGAAUCAACUUGCAGGAGCUAUCUGUAUUA
Messenger RNA from Triticum aestivum (bread wheat), 1147 nucleotides. RefSeq lists its product as uncharacterized. Bases 64 to 873 code for a protein of 269 amino acids. NCBI's taxonomy places the organism in Eukaryota, Viridiplantae, Streptophyta, Magnoliopsida, Poales, Poaceae. The record is from RefSeq and is a predicted model, not a curated record. The transcript is spliced from 2 exons.